GAGGGUUGCUGUCACUCAGCCCCCUGGGCCAAUAGGAAAGGGGUGAGCCCCGCCUUCUUCCUUGUGCUGUGCUGUGGGCAUGCGCAUUGGGCGUCCCCACGCCGCCGCCCAUCAGCUGAUAAUUUCUACAGGAGUCUCCGGGGUAGGUGGGUGACGGUGGCUAGAGGUGUAGGAGGGAGCCGCGGAGUUCCAGGUGUCUGCUUCAAAAACUGCACAGCCUGCCAACAUCUGAUGAAAUUAGCGAAUAAGCACCUCAGCCAUGUCUUACACUCCAGGAGUUGGUGGUGACCCCGCCCAGCUGGCCCAGAGGAUCUCUUCCAACAUCCAGAAGAUCACACAAUGUUCUGUGGAAAUACAAAGAACUCUGAAUCAACUUGGAACACCUCAAGAUUCACCUGAAUUGAGGCAACAGCUGCAGCAGAAGCAGCAAUAUACUAACCAGCUUGCCAAAGAAACGGACAAGUACAUUAAAGAGUUUGGAUCUCUGCCCACCACCCCUAGUGAACAGCGUCAAAGGAAAAUACAGAAAGAUCGCUUAGUGGCAGAGUUCACAACAUCACUGACAAACUUCCAGAAGGUCCAGAGGCAGGCUGCUGAGCGAGAGAAAGAGUUUGUUGCUCGAGUCAGAGCCAGUUCCAGAGUGUCUGGAGGUUUUCCUGAGGACAGCUCAAAAGAAAGGAAUCUUGUAUCCUGGGAAAGCCAAACUCAACCUCAAGUGCAGUUGCAGGAUGAAGAAAUUACAGAGGAUGACCUCCGCCUUAUUCAUGAAAGAGAGUCUUCUAUCAGGCAACUUGAAGCUGAUAUUAUGGAUAUUAAUGAAAUAUUUAAAGAUUUGGGAAUGAUGAUUCAUGAACAAGGAGAUGUAAUAGAUAGCAUAGAAGCCAAUGUAGAAAAUGCAGAGGUGCACGUUCAGCAGGCAAAUCAACAACUGUCAAGGGCAGCAGAUUAUCAGCGCAAAUCCAGAAAAACCCUGUGCAUCAUCAUUCUUAUCCUGGUCAUUGGAGUCGUGAUUAUUGGUUUCAUCAUAUGGGGGUUGAGCCGCUGAAGUUAUAAAGGAGCACACUCUUGCACUACAUUGUCUAAAUUAUGUAGGAAGAUUCCUGUAAUCAUGGUUGUUGUUUUUUUUAAUUAUUAUUUUAAAGCUAUUGUAUAAAGGAUGGUUCCCAUUCUUUGUUAUUUUUAUUGGGGGGUUGGGGUGGUUUCUUUGCAUUAAAUCUGAUAUUUUCUAAUACUGAAAGAUUUUCUAUCACUGCUGACAUAACUUCCAUGCUCUUCAAUUUAAUAAUUGUUAAGUUUUUGCCCACAUUGUAUAUGCCUUUCACAUAUAAUUUAUUUACCCUGCUUGACUUAGUUUUGGGAAUUCGUAAAUUUAAAGGUCUGUGGAUUCUGUCUGCAUCUCCCUGUCAAUGUGACACACCCAGAUUUGUGUUACUUCAAUUAAAAAUCUCUUUUCAUUUGCUUCAGCAGGGAAAAUAUUCUCAGUAACUUAAAAUAAGGUCUAUUCAUUGGUUGUUGUUUUUUCUGGUUCACAACAGCACAAAGUAUUUAAUUUUUGUUGUUGGUUUUCUUUUAAGAUCCUUUUUACUCUGAAGUCGGUGAAUACUUUUCUAGUUUAUUUUAUACUGCUGUAUAUAUAUUGUUAAGCUUUUGCUGUAGAUUGUCUAGUAAAAAUACUAAGGAUAGGUUGUUGUUACAUAUGGUCUAUUUAAGUCUGAUGUUUACUGGGGAAAGUGUAGUUACUAUAAGUGUUUAACGUAAUUUAGAAGACAAGUAUGACAAACCAAUACCUAUUGUGUUUGGAUUCUAAAGAUCCCAGCUUGUUAUUCCACCAAACUAGUUAUCUUAACCACAUCAUCUGGUUUUGUGGGCCAUUAUUUACCUUCCCUUAUGUCUUGUAGAAUAAUGGUUACAACUUUUGGGUCAGAAUUGCUUUUGGAAAGUAACUUUCCCACAAUUAACUGUUUUUGAGCACCUGACACUUGAAAUUGAGUGUUUACCUUUUGUGCUGUUUUGUAUCAUCCUGCAUUAGAAAAGCAAUUGGUUGUCUGCCAAUUAUCUCACUUGCCUUUUUAAAUCAGUGUUUCAAUGCACUAAUCUGAAUACUGUAAAGAGGAUUAACUUAGUUUAUAUUUUGUAUUUUAUAAUGUUUUUGUACAGCAGUUCAGUAUUGAAGGCAGUGUUUAACUUGGCAAGCUCUGAGACUUCAAAUGGAAACAAAUAGUAAGUAGCUAAGUAAACCAUAUCUUUGCAACCAAAAUAAAGAUGAGUUAUAAAGUAUCUGGUUAGGCCUGUUUCAUGAGGACUGUGCCCUGGUGGGACCACAGUGGUCACCUGAUACUUGGUGCUUGUGCUGCCUGAAACCUCAGCACUGGAGACACCACCACAUGCGCUGUGGCCAUUCAAUGUCUUUCUGGAGCACAGUUCACUCCAGGUUUUUAUUUUAGGGUGUCACCGAUGAUACCUACUUUGUCAGACUGGUAGAAGUUGCUUUGCAUGUCAGAAAAACUCCAUUUUAUUUAUUUAUUUAUUUUUUCCCCACAAAAGAGACUACAGAAAACUUUAUUGUGAAUGAGUGAUUGGAACUUGGAGACUCCUGUGGCCAGAAUCAGACGGCUCUAGAACAGAAUGGACAAUGCAGGGAGGAGAAUUCACACAAAAGGACCAGUUCUGAGGUCAAUGGCCACCCACCAGGCCUGCUCGGAUGUGGCCUUUACCCCAAGUGCACAGAGGCACAUGAGGUUUCUGGUGAUAAACUCGCCUCUUGCUGCUGUUGUAAAGUCCCAUCCCCAUGGCUUCCACAGUCAGUUCAGUUUUUUUGCUAUACUUGAUAAAUUUACUUCUAUUCAUUUCGCAUUGAGUAUUCAGUAACAACAAAAGCACUUAAAAAUUUAGGGGGCAUGAUUUUAGUACCUUUAUUUGAAGUGUAAUUAUAAAUUAUUAUUUUAACUAGCGCACUUAUCAGUGGUUUGAGCAGGAAUGUUAGUGGUUUCAGUUCUUUUAAGAAACAUUAAUUUUGAGGGAAAAACUUUCGGUAAAAUAUUUGGAACAUAAGAGUAGUCUUGAUUAGAAAAAAUUAAAUAAAAAACAUAGUAUGGUAGCCAAAUUAAAAAGUAUAUGUAUAUUGAAAUUUUUCUGUAGGUCAGUUUUAGAAUUGCUGUGAAAAGUGAAGGUUGCCCUGUGGAGAAUAAAAUUAGAGUUGUUUUCGUAACUGACAGCAUGGUGAAUCCAUUUGAGUCAAAAUGAAGAAUUUCCUCAUCAAGUGACUAUACAUUUGUUUUUGUGUGCUCAAAAGACAUAUUCAAAUACAGAUUGACAUUAACCAGCCAGGUAAAUUGAAUGACAAUAUGGCAUUAAGUAUUUGGCUGUGGUAUUGGUCAUUAAAUAGUAUGGUCUUGCAAUAUGAUUGAUGGUAAAAGAGUGAUGUCAUAUUGAUAUAGAGUAGCUUGUUUUUUAGUAGGCAUGGGACCAUCUCUUUUAAAAGUACAGAUAUGGGCACAGAUGAAGCUGAGUCUAGGACAGCCAUGGAUGCAGUGUCUGGAGUUGGACCCUCUGAGCACACUGGCUGCCCCAGUAGCAUCUGCAUCGGUGACCAAGGACACUGCACUUUGAGGAGGUCGCCACGAGUUGUUUGGUGUCUUCACUGCUUCUGUUAAAAAUUGUAAAAUUUUGUACACAGAAAAGUUGUGGUUUUGAAUAUCAAUUUUGUAGAUAAACCUACAAUGAUAAAUAAGUGCCUUUAAAGGCCCCUCUUUCCAUGACAUACAUCUGUGAUUUAGCGAGGAAAGUAGAAAAUAGUUUAUGUGGUUGGUAUAAUUUUCAUUUCUGUCUUCAUGUAGAAAAAUGAAUGUUAUAAUAAAACAUAAAACUUAUAUAAAGAAAAUAAAGUCAUCGUCCACCUU
Messenger RNA from Saimiri boliviensis boliviensis (Bolivian squirrel monkey), 3899 nucleotides. RefSeq names its product syntaxin 7 (gene STX7). Gene Ontology annotation, biological process: vesicle-mediated transport; intracellular protein transport; vesicle fusion. The record is from RefSeq and is a predicted model, not a curated record. NCBI's taxonomy places the organism in Eukaryota, Metazoa, Chordata, Mammalia, Primates, Cebidae. Gene Ontology annotation, cellular component: membrane; SNARE complex; synaptic vesicle. Gene Ontology annotation, molecular function: SNARE binding; SNAP receptor activity.